Messenger RNA from Myotis lucifugus (little brown bat), 1281 nucleotides. RefSeq names its product erythroferrone (gene ERFE). The transcript has 8 exons. The coding region runs from base 3 to 980 and encodes 325 amino acids. Gene Ontology annotation, molecular function: hormone activity. Gene Ontology annotation, biological process: positive regulation of insulin receptor signaling pathway; negative regulation of gluconeogenesis; positive regulation of D-glucose import across plasma membrane. The record is from RefSeq and is a predicted model, not a curated record. NCBI's taxonomy places the organism in Eukaryota, Metazoa, Chordata, Mammalia, Chiroptera, Vespertilionidae.
UCAUGGCCGCCGCCGGAGCCCGCCUCCUGCUCUUCCGCGCCGGCCUGCUGGCCGCCGCCGUCGCCGCCGCCGCUGACCUCGGGUCCGGGGACGGCUGGGAUGCCGGUGCGCCCCCAGGGAACCGCGACCGCCCGGAGCUGCCCGCCGAUACCGCGGAUCACCGCAUGAGGCGUGCCACCACCCGCCUGCCGGAGUCCACCACAGAGAGAACACCCAGCCAGGACCCCUGGGAGACCUGGAAAGCCUUCCUCAGGCACAAUGUGGAGAAAGCUAAGGCCAGGAAGAACGGAGGCAAAGGCAGGAAGUUGGAGCCAUGCCCCCGAACCUUUGUCCUCCUGAAUGACUCAAGGCCCAUCAACUCAUCAGAACUGGUGAAGGAGUUCCGGCGGCUGCUAGAAGAAUUGGUGCCACUGCGAGAGCGCUUGGAGCCGGGCCUUGCCCCAGAGGAUGCAGCAGGGGACAGGGACAGGGACAGGGUGCCCUCCCUGACAGAGGCCCUGGCCAUGAGCCCACCACUGGUGGGGGACGCCUUCCACUGCCGCCUGCGCCAGAAAUUGUCGGUGGAGCGGCGCACACUGCACGAACUUGGUGGCUACUACCUGCCCGAAUCUGAGGGCGCCUUCUAUCGCGGCCUGGGCCUGAAUCUGACCAGCGGCCAGUACACAGCGCCAGUAGGGGGCUUCUAUGCUCUUGCGGCCACGCUGCACGUGGCCCUCCCUCAGCAGAGGAAGCCAGAGCAGCAGCGGCCUCGGGACCGCCUGCGCCUGCUCAUCUGCAUCGAGUCCCAGUGCCAGAACCACACCUCCCUGGAGGCUGUCAUAGGUCUGCAGAGCAGCGGUGAGCUCUUCACCAUCUCCGUGAACGGUGUUCUGUAUCUGCAGAUAGGGCAGUAUACCUCCGUCUUCCUGGACAACGCUAGCGGCUCCCUCGUCACUGUGCAAGACGGCUCCCAGUUCAGCGCUCUCCUCCUUGGCAUCUGAGCAGUAUCGAGCUGGGUCCCGACAAUCUCUGGGCAGUGUUGGAGUGACAGAGGCCACAUACAGGAGAAAGCCCAUUCAACUGCACACAGUGGCCCCUGCAGUUCAGCCCAGAGAUGGCCACUCCAGGCAGCCUGGGGAGGUGACAAGCAAACCUGCUGUCCCAGAACCAGAAAGGACUUUAAGAUCCCACUUCAGAGUUCAGCGCACCCAGGCCUGGGCCCCCCGCUGCUGGCCUAUUGGCUUGUCUAAAAUCUCAGUUCCACCGGCCUGCAUGGCUCAGUGGUUGGGUAUUGACCUAUGA